Molecule: messenger RNA, 3918 nt
Organism: Symbiodinium sp. CCMP2592
Lineage: Eukaryota; Dinophyceae; Suessiales; Symbiodiniaceae
Source: the annotation of a GenBank genome assembly
AUGUCGUCUGACUGCAUUUUGCAGUCUUGCCCGCCUGAUGACCAGGUGCACGGUGGGAGCUGGAACCCCGUACGAGCCGGAGCAGACGAUCAAGCUGAAGACGCACGAGCUGUGCGGGAGCUGUACCUCCUGGGGAUGCCCGGCCACACGAUCCAGCGCGAGUACAAUGUGAUCCCAACUAAGCGAAACUGGAACCCCGUACGAGCCGGAGCAGCCGAUCAUGCAGAAGACGCACAAGCUGUGCGGGAGCGGUACCUCCUGGAGAUGCCCGGCUACCUGAUCCAGCGCAAGUACAAUGUGAUCCCAGCUUGGCGUGAUGAGCAACCAGCGGGGAUGUGCGACUGCAUGCACCCACGCAAAAAAGGGGAGGAGGAGCAGACUGACCUCACGAGCCUCAUGCAGACCUUAGGCAACCACGACAACUCCGAGGACCAGGUCGGCUUGGACCCACAGGUCGUGGGCAUGAACCCGAACCAUGACCAGGUCGGUGAGGGCAAUGCGGUCUUCAGGCAGGUCUACCUCCAAUGGCUCCGGGACCGCUUUGCACAUGAGGGGCGAGCAGACUUAUGUGAGCCCCUGUCCCGGGAGGAGCUUGAAUUGGUGCGUGAAAUUGAACAAGCCUGCUUCCAGGACUUCCAACAGGUGUUACAGGAGUGCCCUAGCUUGGAGCUUUCUUCCGUUGAAGAGGGGGGCAGGGACACCAGACGGCAGCUUGCCGCACUCCGACAGGAGAUCGCCGAGACCUUCGUGAACCUGGAAACCCGGAACGAACUGCCGGGCCUACGUGCGGAACUACACCACCAGCUUGCGACUCGGGGCAACUACGCUUUUGCCUCCUACGUUGUUGCACAGCUGGGCGACAUGCACCCACGGCUACCGGCGAUCGGUGAUCGGACCACAUGCCAUCCUGAAGGUAGACUUUGGGUGCAGUGGGUCCUCAUGGGACUGUGGCAACACCAUUGCCACUCGAUGGUUGAUCACUCGCCUCUGAGAGCCGGUCCAGCCUCCGAACGUGGCGACAGAUCGCGAUCUCGCAGGGCGAGAGGCAGCACUGAGGUCGACGACGGGGAGGACGAUGGGAGCUCACUGUUCUCUCUGCGCUUCCUAUUGGUGGCACAGACAGUGAGGCAGGGGACAUCCUUUGACGAACCAUUCUAUCCGGGACAUGGGCCCCACUGGUACACGAAUGCCAUCGAACGAGGUUGUGAACUCAUGAACCGGGGGUACAACGAUGGGGACCUUGACAGAGCACUCUGGAAGGCUAUGCUGGACUACCAGGAUGAUAGGUUCACCACGGAGGCCGGCUUCUACCUCGGGGGUAUAGCCCGGGCCAUGGACAGACAUCGCCAAGGCAGAGGAGGGCAUCCGUGGGCGCCACCACGCCCCUUUGCACCCCCGGCGGUGGUGGAAAUGGACAGCUGGGUCCGAGACACCAUUGCAGCAGUGCGACGCCACUGGUUCUGGAUGAUCUGCCCCACCGCGGUCCGCAACAGGAACCUUGAAGCAAGCAUGGAGGAAGAUGAAUACCCUGAUCCUCUAUGCUGUGCUACGCUCUAUGAGGAAGAGGACAGCGAAGCCGAGCGGUCCCGACUGUCAAGAUCCCGGACGCCACAAAGGGGAGACAUGAGGAAACGGCUGGGCUUGCGAAAAUCCCGAAGUGACGCUCAGGGUUCAGGGGCUACUUUGGAAGAGGGCGAGGUCGUCACGCUCAUGGAUACCGACGAGAUCACGAAGUACCAGAAAUGCCCGCCGAAGAUCGAAGGAGCCAACGAGGGGAACAUCGACCACUGCAUCUUCGAGGCCACCUCUAUGCCGUACCACUACGACCACAAGGCGACUGAUUACGGACAGUCGCUCUACUCGCAGGGGAUCGGCCAGCGCAGAAGGGGGUUGAGUGAAGCUGAAGGGGUGGAUGCCUGGAGAUUCCUGCUUGGGCUCGAUGUGGAGAACUUCGAGCAGGAUAUCCCAGUGGUUGGUGAUGGCCGACCUCUUCUUCCUGUGCAUUGCUCGAACAUGAUUGAAGAGACUGUGGGGCACUAUGACGAUAAUGACCGAGCGAUUAUGACAGUCGCCUUCCUACGCUUUCUCCGUAUGCUCAUGGCGGAGGUCUCCAUGGCCUUUGAGAGAGGUGUCCGAAUCGCCGAGGCCAGAGUUUCAGAGGAAGUUCUGGUGGACGUCCCUGUGGACCCAGCUGGGGAACCUGACACGUCCUCGUAUAUGCAACGCUCGGUGACUUCCAUGCUCCGUCAACAGCCCGCACCAACUUCUAGCGGAACCUGGCACCAAGCACUCCAGGGCUUGCAAGUGGCGCUGGACCGCAUGGACGUGACGACUCGACGAGCAAAUGUGGAAGGGCUUCGUAGCAGACUGGACAGGGAUGCAGGAGUUCCCCAAGCACAAAGAGACCAACUUGUUGCUGUGCUCAUUGCAAUGUCAGACGGUGAAGAUGGACCCGGGGGUGUUGGUGAUGUGUGCUGGCAAGUCAAAUGGUGGUCCUUCCUCUUCCCUGGCCCUGAUAUGAGCAACAGGCCGGCAAGCUCAACCGAUGCGGUGCACUUUGAUGCCGCAGGCCAUGCCCCUACGCUUGACGAGCUCCUGGAAGAUGAGCAGGAGAUGCGCGCGGGGCAAGCUGAGCGACGAGAUCGGGAACUGCGUGAACAAGUAGAACAUGAAACGAGGGAAGCUGAGUACCUUGAAUACCAAGAGGGCCUGCUUGACGCACCCACCAAGGUGACAGAGAAUACGAACAACCGACGGCUCACGGCAGCUGAGUUCAAAGCAUGGGAGGAUUGGCAAUGGUAUGACAUCAUGACCGAGAAUGCUCCCAAACGCAUGCGAAAGACCCUGGCCGUGACCGUGAGUGGACGCCUAUCCCCUCAGGGUGGUUGGCUGUCUCGGAGCAUGCGUCUUCCUCUUCCACGAGAUGGAGAAACGAGCCGAGUUGUGGUGGACUUGGCAGUGGUCAACGAGGAAUGCCCUGAUGAUGUGGAAACUGUGGUGCUUGAGCCUGGCGUUGGCUCUCCCUUGGCCGCUGGCAACCCCGUGGACCCCCACAAGUCGACCAUGGACAAUGCGGACACGCUGCCUUAUGAUGCCACUGCAAUGACGCAAGUGAGUGCUGCAGACAGUCAAGAACAGCUACAAGGGUUGGAAUUCACUGACUAUGAGAAGCUGUAUGCGGGUUGGAAAGCAGGGAGACUCACUGACGACCACGUCAAAGAUGUGGGGGGCGAAGCUCUACUUGAUCUCAUGCAAGCACAGAGGGCCCUUGACUUUGAGGACACCCAGAUGGACUUCAUGCCGAACGAGGUAGCUGCUGUAGCUCCGAAAGCAGAUGGUCCCUUUGGCGACCUGGGAGACUCCAUUAGUCAGGGCCAGCGGCAAGGUUUCGCAGUGAAUCCGGACAGCUUGACGCAGGCAGGAUGCAACCCGUUGUGUAACAUCGCCGAUUUUCUGAAGGAAGCCGGCGUUAGCCCAGAAACCGCCUCCGUUGCCAACCACGAGACCCGCAUGGCGGUAGGCUGGGACAAUUGGGGUGAAGCCAUGCUCAGCUUCCUCGAGCAGAGGUUUAACAAAGAAAUCAUUCACCUCGCCGACACAUCACGCGUCUCUGGCGGAGCCAUCUACGGUGAAGCCACGGAGGCUAUCAGGGCGACGGUCCAUGAGAAUUGGCCCUUCUCACAGCAAGACUUCAUGGACAGGGGGUACGGUUUCGAAGACUACGUGAGGAUCGCGCAAGGCCAAGAUCCAGGCGCAGUGUGGCUCAACGACGAACCCGACGUUGAACGCAUCUCAGCAGAGAUACGGGUGCUCGUCACGGAUCGGUGGUGUGCAGUGGCCGUUUGUUUAGCUCGGGUAUCGGUCGUGCACCUACCGGCGUUUGCCGUGGAAAAGGAGCUUCGGGCAGCUUGGGCCUAA